GAACAGCACUACUUCGGCUUCCGUAGCUGAAAUGAUCCUUACUACACUUUCUUCCAGGCAUUUAUCGUUCAAUUCAUUUCCUUUCCAAAACAAACGCAUAUUUUAACUCGAGUCAGGCACAACUACAUCCGGAAGGAAGGAGCAAAGGACUGAAAUACGCCUGUUCACCGUUAGUGAAUCCGCUGUUAGGGACAUUUUUAACGUGAUCUGUCAUGGUUGAUAGUUAGCACGUACGCUAUCAGGGUAUAGCUCGCUAGAAGAGCUAAUAUCGUUUUAUUUGAAGUGUUUUUAUGUCAAUACAGCGGUAACGAGAUCAGCUCAAAUAUGAACAGUCGCACUUGAUGGACUGCGAUCUUCACUGCAGUUGCGGACGACCUCACGACAGUUGUGUCGAAGUUGGAAAUACGGAAAUAACAGCCAUUUAUGGCCCACAUAAUCAAUUAGCUGUAGUUUAAGUGUUAAAAUACCAUAUAUCGUCGCCUUGUUUCGAAAGAUAUUAAAGUGUAUGGCUGUGCGCGUGCCUGUCAAAAGUGGAGAUUAAUAUCUAGGUCGUGCGCGAAGAUUAGUGUUCACAGCAGGAUGUCAAAGGGAUUUGUGAGCUGAGAUAAAAACAAAAACAUGUCAUUCUCCCUUGUCAUAACAUGCAACGUUUAGCUUUAUAAAAGAAAUCCGUGUGUCGACAUUUGCCGUACAUAAUAUAGAUGUUUAUGCAUUGGAAAAGCAGGCUGUCAAAAUCACUUUACUGAUCAAAUACUCUAGAAAUCAGACACAUCAUGUCAGGUGAAAGUAGUGGCAGUGGCGAGGACUCCGACCAAGAAACCCCCCGUAAAGUUUGCACUGUUAAACACGAGAUCACUAAUGCAAACCUCACAGGAUACACUGAGAAAGUUGGCAUGGAGAACUUUGAACUUCUCAAAGUGCUUGGCACUGGAGCUUACGGGAAAGUGUUCCUGGUCAGAAAAAUCAGUGGCCACGAUAAAGGCAAACUCUAUGCCAUGAAGGUUCUGAAGAAAGCAGCCAUUGUUCAGAAGGCAAAGACUGCUGAGCACACUAGAACAGAGCGGCAGGUACUGGAACAUAUCCGGCAGUCACCCUUUCUGGUCACCCUCCAUUACGCCUUUCAGACGCAAACCAAACUGCAUCUCAUAUUAGACUAUGUGAGUGGAGGAGAGAUGUUUACUCACCUGUAUCAGAGAGAUCAUUUCUCAGAGGAUGAGGUGAGGAUCUACGUGGGAGAAAUUAUCCUGGCCCUGGAGCAUCUGCACAAGCUUGGGAUUGUGUACCGGGACAUUAAGCUAGAGAACAUCUUAUUAGACAGCGAUGGUCAUCUGGUUCUGACAGAUUUUGGGCUGAGUAAGGAGUUUCUAGAAGAGGAGAAAGAGAGGACUUACUCAUUCUGUGGCACUAUAGAGUACAUGGCACCAGAGAUUAUCAGAGGCAAAGCUGGCCAUGGCAAGGCAGUGGACUGGUGGAGUUUGGGGAUUCUUAUGUUUGAGCUGUUGACGGGAGCGUCUCCGUUCACUCUGGAGGGAGAGAGAAAUUCCCAGAGUGAGGUGUCCAAGCGCAUCCUGCGCUGUGAGCCUCCAUUCCCCUCGAUCAUUGGCUCCUUGGCGCAGGAUCUACUGCGAAAGUUACUGGUGAAGGACCCUCAUAAAAGACUCGGCUCUGGUCCCAGAGGAGCCGAGGAGAUUAAGUCUCAUCCUUUCUUUAAGGGUUUAAACUGGUCCGACUUGGCUGAGAAAAAGGUUCAGAGUCCAUUCCGACCAGAGCUACGUAAUGAGUUAGAUGUGGGUAACUUUGCGGAGGAGUUUACAGGAAUGGAGCCGGUCUAUUCUCCUGCCAGCACACCACCUAGUACAGACCGUCUGUUUCAGGGCUACUCUUUUGUGGCACCUUCUAUCUUGUUCAAUAAGAAUGUGGUGAUGGCGGAUGUUCUGGAUGCUCAUGUGAAUGUUGACAGGCCUGGUUCUGCUACAGUUCAGCGCAGUGCUAUGCUAAAGGACUCCCAGUUCUUUCACCACUAUGAGCUGUGCCUGCAGGGGGCUCCACUGGGCGAGGGUAGUUUUUCUGUUUGCAGGAAGUGCAGACACAGGCAGAGUGGCCAGGAGUACGCUGUAAAAAUCAUCAGCAGAAGGAUGGAGGCAAUGACUCAGAAAGAGAUAGCAGCACUACGCCAGUGUGAAUCUCACCCCAACAUCGUCACGCUCAAUGAGGUCUAUACCGAUCAGUAUCACACGUAUCUGGUUAUGGAGUUGUUGCGUGGUGGAGAGCUGUUGGAGCGAAUAAGGAAAAAGAAGAUGUUUGCAGAAUGGGAGGCAAGUCAGCUGAUGAAGAGUCUGGUGUCUGCGGUCAGCUACAUGCAUGAGGCUGGAGUCGUACACCGAGACCUCAAACCAGAGAACGUGCUGUUUGCUGAUGAGUCGGAUGACUCAGUGUUGAAGGUGAUUGAUUUUGGAUUUGCGCGGUUGUUUCCAGCGGGAAGCGGCAGCGCGCCCCUGCAGACCCCCUGCUUCACCCUGCAGUAUGCCGCACCGGAGCUCUUCCACAGCUCGGGAUAUGACCAGGCCUGUGACCUCUGGAGCCUCGGGGUGAUCCUGUACACCAUGCUCUCUGGCCAAGUUCCAUUCCAGAGUGAGAAGAAAGGAAUGACAUCAUCGCAUGCAGCUGACAUCAUGCACAAGAUCAAGGAGGGAGAUUUCUCAUUGGAUGGAGAAGCCUGGAAGGGUGUGUCUGAAGAGGCCAAAGAUUUAGUGAGAGGUUUAUUAACCGUAGAUCCUGAGCGACGGCUGAAGCUCUCGGCUCUGAAAGAGAAUGCCUGGCUUCAGGGAGGUGGCGUCAUGUCCUCCACCCCUCUCUGCACCCCUGAUGUUCUGGAGUCCACCGGCCCGACUGUCCGUACCUAUGUCAAUGCCACCUACAAGGCAUUUAACCGGGGAAAACGUGAGGGCUUUUUCCUUAAAAGCGUUGACAAUGCGCCACUAGCAAAACGUCGGAAGAUGAAAAUGACCAGUACUGGUGUGGAGACAAGACGCAGCUCAUCCUCCUCCUCCUCUUCCUCCUCUUCCUCAUCCGCUUCCCAUUCCAAGACGCAGAAUUGCCAAUCUUUGAAACCCCACGAGGACCCCAAACUGUGACAGCUCCCGUUUGACUGAAAAGCUGCUUUGAUGUGGUGAGAGAAUGUAUUGCAAAAGCAUUACAGGGCAAAAAAGACCUAUUAAAAAAGACUACGCAAAAUAAAAUAACCCUGAUAUGGCAACACAUUCAACAUUAAUUGAAGUAUCUGCAGGAGUAAAGCCUUGUGCUGACAAGAUCAACAGAUCAACUUGGAUUUUCAAGUCAUUUGGAGGAAAGGGAUUUUUAUUUUUAUUUUAUCAAGGUGGCUCUCUGUAAACACAAUGCCAAGGAAAUGAUCUACAUUAUAUAUAUCUUUUCAUUGUUUGAGACUGUAGACAUUUUAAUGAAUGUAAAAAUGUUAUAUCAUGUGGUGGGUAUCUACCCACCUUUAGAGAGAUCUUUUAACUGCUAGAGAUGAUUGAAAUACGUGAAACUGAGAUCAGGGAAAGCUGAAAUAUUAGGGAAUAGUGGACAAGAAAGCCACAAGAGAGCAAAGCCAUACGUUGAGAAUUAGAGUGGACUUCUAUUUUAAUGUAUUUUAAUGAUCCACUGAGCAAAGCUUUAUGUGAAUCAUGUACAGGCUAUUUACAUAUCACUACUUUCAGAAGUUUUCUCGAUGUUUGCAUGGCUAUAGUAUUUUGAAUGUUUUACAUUUUUUAACAGUUGACCUAUGAAGUCAGACCACACAAAGUCACUGAAUCACCAGUUAGAAAUAAAUCCUAUCCACACUUCUGGGUGAAUCUCACAAAGACAUGUCAGUUGUAUUUCUCCUCAAAAUCAAAAGAAAAAUUUCAAUAUUAAAAAAUUAUUAAACCACAAGUUCCACAAAUCAGCACAAAUGCAGCAAUAUAUACUUACAAUUGUACUUUAAUAAUGUGGGGGAAAAAAAUAUUUUUUCAUGGUAGUAUGAAAUAAAAAAAAACUAUAGCCAGAAAUUUCUUGACUGUUUCUGUGAGAUUUACCUUUUGUGUCUCGAUCUUUUUACCUUGUGUCUUAUUGCUAGUUAUCACGUGAAGUGUGUAGAGAUCACUUUAUAUACCAUUACUAACUUACUUGAUCGAUUUAAAAAGGUUUGGAUAUAUGAAUCUCUGGCUUUAAAAACCAGAUGUGGCGUUUGCUUUUAUCAGUGUACUUGAAAUGUUGUGCUUCAUUAAUAGUGUGCACAGUCUUGUCUCUUCUACUGAGCUGAGGGAUCCCGACAUCCACUGCCUAUUCAAUUCUGCUAUCCGUCGACUGUAAGGGCUGAGGUUCACAAGACAGCAAUCAAUCCCUCACGUUCUUAAGGGCUUUCACAAUCGCACAUCCACGCUAUAAUCGAGUGACCCUCUUGCACUGUGAUGAGUGUGAGAGAUGGCACUGGCAUCCCUCCCUAUUUCCCUUUUUUAUUAACCAUCUUCACGGCCAUUAGUCUUGCAAUAUUUUGACUUGAUGUACAAACAUUCAGACAUUUUAGUGUGGAGUCUUUCUGCUGUAUGUGCUGUGUAAAUCUACCGAAUGACACUUAGGAUUCAGACUGCGUGUUGAGCAGACAGUUUUAUUAAGAUGCAAACAGGUGUCAAGGCCCAGUAAAACACCUCCAGCAAUGUUAUAUAAACUCUGGUUUCCUUUAAAGAGGUGUGAAGCUGGCAGGUAUGAACAAUUUAAGUGUCAGACGGAUUGUUUGGCACUGUUUUUAUUGAAAUAACACAUUCAUCAUUUGUUUGUGCCAAAAUAAUCAGUUAAUGGAGAGUGAUACUGUUCUGUAAUAUAGUUUUGCACACAAGAUGCACUAGUCUGGAUUUUUUAUGCCUUUAUUGUUCACAAGUGAUGCAUUUGUCAGCUUUUAAUUGGUGGAAACAGUGAAACUGUUUGUGAAAAGACUGGAACAAAUUCAGCACAUUCUGAUGCUUAUCAUCAAGGGGUUCAAAUGCAGAAUUUUGCUCAGCAUCUGCAAUCAAAGUAUCUUUCAGACGCAAUCAGCACAGUUAUAUCAUGCCGUGUGAUGAAAAUAGGUUUGACUUUAGGCCUUUUAAAAGAAUAGUUCACCCAAAAAAUGAAAAUUGCCUAAAAUCGACUCACCUUCAGGUCAUCUAAGAUGUAGAUGAGUUUGUUUCUUCAUCGGAACAGAUUUGGGGAAAUUGAUGGACUGGAGUUGUGUGGAUUAUUGUGAUGUUGUGAUGUUCACCCAUUCACUGAUCCAUUGGUGAGCAAGUGAUGUGAUGCUACAUUUCUCCAGAUCUGUUCAGAUGGAGAAAUAAACUCAUCUACAUGUAUGGCCUGAGAGUAAGAAAAUUUACAGGAUUUUUUUUUAGGUGAACUAUUCCUUCAAGGGAUGAUAUAUCAAUGAACACAGUGAUUUUACACUAUUGUUUUAAGUAAAUCUGAAUCAUUUUGAUUUCUUUUGUUGCACAAGUUUGUCAUGUCAAUACAUUUGGGCUUUAAAAACAGUAAUUUUUUUAUUUAUUUCUUUUAACUUGCUCUUUAUGUCUUUAUUCACAGUGUUAUGGCUUUUUGCUUAAUGUAGUUUAGUUUAUUUUUAUUUUUUUAAUUUGUCAGUAAGAACAAACCGUCUGCUCUUAUUAAAUCAUGCACUGCCUUUUUUCUGAAAGUUCUACAAAUGUACAUUUUUGAUUGCAAAAGUUUUACUAGACAUGAUUUGACAUCUACAGUUUAAGGGUGAACUUGCCGUGUCUCUUUAUGGCUUGAGUGUGGUCUGAGUAUAUUAUGUUAUGUUAGGGUUCUGAUUUGCAUGUUUUGUUUUCCUGGUAACUUUCCUGGUAACCUAAAUGUUCCAUCUCUGCCAAAAAAUGUUUUGUAAUAAAAAAGAGAAUUAUGGAACAGAAAUGAAAUACACUGUUAUAAGAAUAAAUGAGAUGCAUGGUUGU
Messenger RNA from Cyprinus carpio (common carp), 5978 nucleotides. RefSeq names its product ribosomal protein S6 kinase A4 (gene rps6ka4). Gene Ontology annotation, molecular function: magnesium ion binding; protein serine/threonine kinase activity; ATP binding. Gene Ontology annotation, biological process: regulation of DNA-templated transcription; intracellular signal transduction; protein phosphorylation. Lineage: Eukaryota; Metazoa; Chordata; Actinopteri; Cypriniformes; Cyprinidae. The record is from RefSeq and is a predicted model, not a curated record.